Messenger RNA from Suillus fuscotomentosus, 1342 nucleotides. RefSeq names its product ubiquitin-related domain-containing protein. The transcript is spliced from 5 exons. The record is from RefSeq and is a predicted model, not a curated record. Lineage: Eukaryota; Fungi; Basidiomycota; Agaricomycetes; Boletales; Suillaceae. Gene Ontology annotation, biological process: protein ubiquitination; modification-dependent protein catabolic process. Gene Ontology annotation, molecular function: ubiquitin protein ligase binding; protein tag activity. Gene Ontology annotation, cellular component: nucleus; cytoplasm. Bases 397 to 1251 code for a protein of 284 amino acids.
CACAAACUUGAGCUUGACAUGCCCCUUCUCGGCAAAGCACCGGCGUCAACGGACUGUGGCCGUGCUGAAAGUGCACGUUACAAUAACGCUCAUUAUUUCCGUCAAGAUUUUGAUCUUGUCCGAUAAAACUGGGGCUUAGGGCAUGCACGCAAUAGUGGAUAUUGAACUUUUAUUGUUUCAUUCCUGCCAUCAGCCAUCCUGAUUCUUCUUAGUGAGGGUACCAUGAGGUCUUGAACUUUAUUCAACUUGCAUUUGAAUUUCUCAUGCAACGGUGCUUUGUCCCCUAGAACUUCAGGCAAACACACGAUUGGACUCUUGGUAAUUUACAUCUACGUAUUUUGUUUGUGUUCAACUUGUCUGUGCGCCAGUACGUUUUGCUUCUCAUCUUCUGAUAGAAUGCAGCUUUUCGUGAGCAACCCUUUCGGCACGACCUUCACCGUUGAGUCGUCCCCGCAGGACACUGCCGAUUCUCUCAAGAGCAGGAUUCUGGAGACUACCAGCUUGUCGGAUUUGAAUACUGCAGAUGUGCGGUUGACCUUUGCUGGCCACGAUCUGCCUGAUCGCGCAACGUUUGCGAGCGCGAAUGUCUCUAACGGGUGCACGCUGAGUUUUGACUUUCGCCUGAGGGGAGGAAUGCUUCCACAGCCAUGUCCAUUGCCCACCCCUCAGGAGUCGGACGACAGAGUCGCUACUCGUCAGAUGGAAAGGGAUACAAUCAGUAUGACGCUUCCAGGACAGAUCAUGAUCUCAAUCCGAACGAUACAUGCCCAAAAAUUUGAUAUCUUUGCGCCACCCAGCAGCUCCGUUUUGUUCCUCAAACAGAAAAUAUCGGAGAGUAUUGAAGUGGACGCUGAACAUCAGCGUUUGCUGUUUUCCGGGAGAGUUCUCCAAGACGACGGUACCCUUGAAGAUUAUGGUGUCGCAAAUGGGAGCGUAAUGCAGCUGUCUAUUCCACCUGGCCUUAAGAUCGCUGUGAAGACGGAGACUCAAAGACGAAGACGAGGACAAGAAUCAGAGGUGCAGAUAUUUGUCAAAAAUCUGAAUGGCAAGACGAUGACCCUGAUGAUCUCGCCGAUGGACACGGUAGAAAAUCUGAUGAAGAAGAUUCAAGAGAGGACGGACAUUCCACCUUCUGAGCAGCGCAUCCUAUUCGGUGGGAAACAACUCGUGCCCGAUAGGAUUUUAGCGGACUACAAUAUUUCGAAGGAGAGUACGUUGCAUCUUGUACUUCGUUUACGAGGAGGAUUGUGAGGUGAAAAAUCGACGUGCAGCACUAUUUUUUGGUUUCCAAUCGAUCCCCCAGUACGAUGUGCAGUGUAUGAUUAUGGCCAUGUAAGCACUC